Molecule: messenger RNA, 800 nt
Organism: Anopheles maculipalpis
Lineage: Eukaryota; Metazoa; Arthropoda; Insecta; Diptera; Culicidae
Exons: 5
Coding region: 84-800 (238 amino acids)
Source: RefSeq, a predicted model, not a curated record
CAAAUCCUUAAGGGCCUAAGCAGCACUGCUAACACCAUCGUCUCGAUGCGGUUGGAGUAGGAUUCAACCCAAGAUCCGUCUCGAUGCUGAUGAUGGACUUUAAGGCGUCGAAUACGGCCACCAUCGCCACCAUCGAUAAGGGUAGCGACCGUACGUUUGCGUCGGCCUUCUUCCACCCACCAGCGUCGCCCACACAUGUCGGUUGCUGUGUGCUGAAUCGAGCACCGGCACGACCACCGUCCGAAAUCUAUUUCGAGAGCCGGGGCAAAUGCUGCAAGAAGCUGCUCCGGUACAACGGUUAUCCGAACAAGGUCCUACUCUAUCCGGAAGAAGGAUGGGCCCGCAGUGCAGCCUCCAGCUACUGGACGAUAGCACCCUGCCGGUGGCGAAGGAAUCGCUGCAUCGUGGAGGAGGUGGCCGGCUCACGGAAACAGUCAACGCAAGGCCGCAUGAUCGUUGUCGGCGAUGGAGCUCUCCUAAUAGUCGGUACCUUCAAACGGCGCGUCCCCGAUCCCGACUUCAAGCUCUAUCUUUCCUCCAACAUAAGUUUGGCCGACUACAACAUGGGCUACUGUCUCACGGGGACACUCGAGCGGGGCUGCGAAAGGACGAACCAGUACCAAACCACGCACUUUGCCGUCAUUCGGCGCUGUUGGCCUUCGAACGAGCACGACGGCCACCAUGGGUUCGGUGUCGGUGGUGUCGGUGGAGGAGGUGGCGGUGGUGGAGGUGGCGGAGGUGGUAGUAAGAAUAACAACAAAACACAGCACACCUACAUCGAUUUCCUCUUCAACCGAUGA